Messenger RNA from Prunus avium (sweet cherry), 4332 nucleotides. RefSeq lists its product as uncharacterized. NCBI's taxonomy places the organism in Eukaryota, Viridiplantae, Streptophyta, Magnoliopsida, Rosales, Rosaceae. The record is from RefSeq and is a predicted model, not a curated record.
AAACUCUCUCUCUCUCUCUCUCCAGAAAGUGAAGUGAACAGUGUUGUUGUUGUACUAGUCGCUGAUUUUCCCUCCAAAAAUCCCACCCUCCAUUUACUCGUUACCCCACUAUCUUCCCAAAUUUCCUUCACCUCCAAAUCCCUAAACCCUAAACUCUCUCUUUUUCCUUCCUAAUUGAGUGUGUUUCUUUACUUACUUCUGUAUAAUUGCUACUCUAGUUUUCAUCGUCGCGACCAAUUUUUCUUAUUUCUAUUUUUUUCCCUUUAGAAAUUUCAUUGCUUUGUUUUAGGGUUCCUAGUGGAUUCUGGUAUUCUAUUCGAUGUGAAUUGAAAUGGGUUCUCUUUGGGACGAAAACGAUGAAAUCAAGCCAAUGGAAACAAAUCCAGUUGUCGAUUGUGCCCAUACCCAGCCCAUUGAUAGUCAGAUUUCAAGUCCUCCAUCUCCUGAUGAAAAGGCCAAAUUUGAGGAUGCUCAUGAGAUAGUGCAAGACACUGUGCCUUUUGAUGAUACUGUUCUAGUUGAAGAUGCAUUCGAAACUCAAGUGCUUAAUCUUGCUGGCGAAACCCAAGUAAUGGAUUUUGGUGCUGAAACCCAAGUAAUGGAUUUCGGUGGCGAAACCCAAGUCAUUGAUUUUGGUAGUGAGACCCAAGUAUUAGAUUAUAUAAACUGCGUUGAGAACAUGGAAACUCAGUUAUUAGAGUUUGAAGAUGAAGUUGUCAGUGACACUGACAGUGAAGAGUCGGAUACAACUGAAGUUUUUGAUGAUAACAAGCAUCUAACUCAUGAUGAAUCAGUAAGAAGAGGUUCUGGUCAAGUAGUGAAUGAGGAGAAGAUUUGCUGCACUCCUUUUGAAAAUAGUGAAAAGGGGUUAAUGGAGCAAGCCAAUAAUUCGAUCCACGAGAAACAAAAUGCAGAAACACCUGUGGAUAAAAGCUCCCCGGAACUGAAACCCGGAUCUGUGCGUAUGCAUUUCACCUCAGUCCGUGCCGCAUCAUUGCGGGCCUCUGGUCUAGCAGCUCGCUUGAAGGGCACGAAUAGUGAGUCUCCUUCUGUUCCAAGUAAUAGUCAGUGUUUGGAGCAACUUUCUGGGAAGGAUGCAGUAUCUCUUUUAUGGGGUUCCACCAUAGGUGGGGAGAAAGUCAACCAGGAAUAUGAUAUGGGGAGAUGUAAUGAGAAAAUAAAGAGGUCAACGAAUGAGAACAAUUGCAGGACUGGUAACUCAACAGCGAGAAAACUUUUUAAUGAGGAUUCAGAUGCUGAAGAAAAUGGAUUUCCUCAUAACAGCAGUAGUGGUGAAGAAGGAGAAGGCCUGCUUCAGUUUCCUUGUAAUUUGGCAGGGUUAAGCUAUAUUGACUCUCAAGAACCUGGUGAAUUAUCACAGGCUAAUGCGCUUGAUUUUGUGGAUAAGUUCCUCCAAGUUAAUGUUGAGGAGUUUGUUAAAGAAGUUGACCGUGGAAAGAGUGCUGGGGAAAAUUCAAAAUUUGUCUCAAGUGCAAAAGGGCCACAAAGAUUGGCCAAGAAAGCCAUUGAUAAAAGCAUAGUUCAAGAUGUAGGCAUUUUUGAUUGGGAUGACAGCCGGGAGAAUGAAGAGGGAGGUGAUUUUUUCUGCCGGAGAAAGACAGACUUCUUUGGUGGUGGAAGCCAUGGCUGGAGAUCUCUUCCCCAAUCCCAGAAGUCCAAAGGGAACAGACAGGAGGGCCAGAAGGAUCACAAAGAACAAUUACAGGGAAAGAACAAGAAAAUGGGUGUAAUUCAUUCAGAUUCAAAACUAUUGUUGCAUAAUUCAAAAUUCAACAAGAAGACAGAACAUGAAGAUGAAAUCAAACAUAAAAAGAAUCUUGCUAGUGAGUUUGACAAGCAGUUUGACAUCAACUCCACUAGAGGACAGUUGGAUGCUAAUGUCAAAAAGAACAAUGAUCCUGAAAUGCUAGAUGUAGGUAUUGAUACUCAAAUGGCAGCUGAAGCUAUAGAAGCAUUAUUUAAUGGUGAAGGAAUUUCCAAUUGUGAUGCUAUUACUGCACUUCCAGAUGUUCAAGGAAAUCCAAAAAGUUCUCCUGAAGGUUCCGUGGGUGAAAAAACAAAGAAUACACUUUCUUCAAGGAAACCCUCUUCUCAGAAAAGAGCACGUCUGUCUGAUGCAGGGGUUGCUUCUCGAGAAUCUCGACAAGCCAAGAAAACUAGGAUUGGUGCCAAAUCUGGGAAACAUUCUUCAAUUUCAUCUCCAGAAUAUUCUAAGACUGCCAGGAAGAAGUGCGAAACAGAGUUGGUGAUAACAAAAUCAAAGAAGGCCAAUUCAAAUGCUAAAAAGCACCUUAACAUCAAUGGGAACAAAAGCUUGGAGAAAAUACCUUCUGUCGCUAUUGACCUGAGAACAGAAGAAUCUAUAAAAGGGCAUUUACCAGAUGUUGGUAAUUUUGUACCCAUUGCACGUCGGACUAGACAUUCUAUGGUGGUAAAUCAGUUACAGAAAGCUGACAAAGUAUCAAGUGAUUGUGGAGAAGAGUCGAGCUAUCAGACACAGAAUGUUGCAAUUAGGGAAAAAAUAAUUAGUUUUACAGGUGUUCAGAAGUCUAAAGUGCUAAAUGCAAAAUCUUCAAAACUAGAUUCCAAUAAAACUGGAAAAGUGGGAAAUAACAAACCAAGCCAACAGGAGGAGUCAGAUUUCAAGUUCGAAGCAGUUAGUAACGGUAUUAAAUUGGAUGUGUUAAACUUUCCCAAAAGAAGAAGAUCUCGGCGAAAUAUGUCCAUUCAGGUUUAUGGACCCAAUAACUCAGAUGGUCCAUCUGAGCCAUCUGUUCAGGCAGACAAAAUUGGACAACAUGUCAAUAGCCACAAAAGGUUGCGGAGUGGUGCGAAAAACAUUUGCACUGAUAUAAAGUUGACAAGGAGGACACGAUCAUCUACAUGUGGAGACCAGAAUUUGGAUGGAAAGUUUGCUCAAGAAAUUUUAAAAGGAGGUCCUGGGGAAGCUCCCCUUCAUUGUAAUUCUUCUCAUAAGGAUGGGAGAAUGAUAUCAGAGAUUAUAACUGGCAAGAAGGUAGUUGGGAUCUCUGACAGGAAGAGUGUUGCAAAUUGCUCUUCUGCUGCUAAAAUGUCGGAUGAAUUCCCAAGAGAGAACUGUAAACCAUCUGAUUCAUCAUGUACUACUCCAGUUAACAAUAAGGUGCCUGUCAAUGCUGCAUCUCCUGUUUGUAUGGGCAAUGAAUAUUUCAAACAGACAUGCAAGAGGAGGCUGUUAGGGUCAAGUCUUUUGAAAGAAAUCCGUGGCUUAAGUGCAACUGUGUGUGAACCAACUUCAACACCAGAGUUAAGAAAGAGGAGAGAUAUGACUGAUGUUCGAGUUUUGUAUAGUCACCACUUGGAUGACGAUAUAAUUAAGAAGCAGAAAAAGAUUUUGGCCCGACUAGGAGUUUCUGUAGCAUCAUCUAUGACAGAUGCCACACACUUCAUAGCAGAUCAGUUCGUGCGUACGAGAAAUAUGUUAGAAGCUAUUGCUUUUGGGAAGCCAGUGGUGACGCAUUUAUGGCUCGAGAGCUGUGGACAAGCUGGCUGUUUCGUUGAUGAGAAAAGUCAUAUACUAAGGGAUAAUAAAAAGGAGAAGGAGUUUGGAUUUAGCAUGCCAGCGUCAUUGGCACAUGCAUGCCAGCAUCCACUUUUACAGGACCGUAAAGUCUUCAUCACCCCAAAUACAAAGCCUGGUAAAGAAAUAAUUUCAAAUUUGGUCAAAGCAGUCAAAGGCCAGGCCGUGGAGAGAAUUGGUAGAUCAACUCUGAACGCUGAUAAAAUUCCAGAUGAUCUGUUGGUUCUAUCUUGUGAGGAAGAUUAUGAAAUAUGUGUGCCUUUACUUGAAAAAGGAGCUGCAGUUUACAGUUCAGAGCUGCUAUUGAAUGGGAUUGUUACUCAGAAGCUGGAGUUUGAAAGGCAUCUCCUCUUUUCUGAUCAAGUUAAGAAAACCCGUUCCACCAUAUGGCUGAGGAAAGAUGACAAUAAGUUCCUGCCUGUAACAAAAAAUAAAUAAGGUGAAACAUUUUUGUCUUCGCAGUUUCCCUUUUUCUCCUUUAUAUGGUCACCCAUUUUUGUUAGUUGCUUUCCUAAUUGACUUCUUUUUUUUUUUCUUCUUUUUUUUCAUGUAAAAAUAUAUAUGCUGUACAUAAAAAGUGUAAAUUUUUCCGUCUUUGUUCUCCCCUAUUUAUUGGGUAAUGUAGCUAGUUAGUGGUCAAUGUCGCAAAUCGUGUAAUUUCAAACUUCAUGUAUCGAAGCCAUGGUUCCUGGCACUAAUCGAUCACUUUACUUCAACACAAUAUGGUACCUUAAAAAGGUUGAGCUCUCGUU